GAAAGAAGUCUCUGAUGAGCAAUGGCCGGACCGUGGCGGAUGUUAUCUCAUUACGAAAAUCGCUUAGAAUUAAUUAUUUUAAAAAAUAUUUUUCGGGAUCUAUGUUUUGGUUUUUGUCACACGUAACGGGAAACUGUUCAAAAGUCCUUUGCCAAUUUAUCAGAUAAACUUGUCUGACUUGUUAGGUUCACUAAGCGCUAGGCUAGGGUCCUCUACUCUAGGAGGAGUGAAUGAUCUGUGAUAAGAAGUACAUCGGAACCUUUCUACGCACGUUCAAAGGCAGGACAUCACACCAGAAGAAAUUUGAAUUUGACCUGAUUCAAGCAUUUGAUUGGUUGAUGUGACGGCCCACCUGCUGUACAAAAGUCAAUGGCGCCGACAGGACAGGACAAGACAGGUGUGUGGAGGAAGACACAAGCCAGGACUGAGGAGCUGAGACACACAAUGCCGCUUGUCAGGGAUCUGAUGCACCCUACCUACGAGGCCGAGCGGCAAAGACACAAGAAGAAGAGGCUGGUGCAGUCUCCUAACUCUUACUUCAUGGAUGUCAGAUGUCCAGGCUGCUAUCGGAUCACCACGGUGUUCAGUCAUGCCCAGAGGGUGGUACCCUGCGCCGGCUGCUCCUUCGUCCUGUGCCAGCCUCGAGGCGGGAAGUGCCGACUCACUGAAGGCUGUUCCUUUAGACGGAAGACAUACUGAAUAUCCUCCAACAAGUAUGAACUCUGCUGAAGAUCAGUCCCUGCUUAUUUUCAGCUUCCAGAUGAAGAGCCCAUCAACAUUUCCUCACAUUACCAGAGGAAUUAUGAGAAACAACUAAAACCAAGUAAAUACUCAAAGUAAGGAAAAAGGGUCUGAUGACCAUGGGUUCCAGUUCCAGUGUCAGCCUUAGAAAUCUUGCAAAAACCUGAAUUUGGGUGCUGCUUGCCACGUGGUAUGUAAUUCUCAUAGGGAAUAAAUUGUUUGACUGAUAAAAAUACACAAAGCCAGAUAAUCAUGAAAAAUAUUAAAUUACUAGAAGGACAUAUAUUUUCAGUAGUUUGAGUAUUUUUUCAAAGCAUUGUAGAAGUAGUAGAGAGAAGUAGAAAAAAUGAUAAUUAGCUAAUUGGAAAAAAAAACAUGCAAGGAUACAUUUUUUAACUGAUAACUGUAAACAUUUUACUGUUAAUUAUAAAAAUUAAAAGCUAUAAAUUACAAUGUGAGAGUCCCCAUGGUUAAUAUACCAAACAAUUGUGUUAGUUUUUUUAAUAUUCUUAUGGCCCAAUAAUACGUAUUAUCAGACAAGGAUGCAACGUAUGUAUGAAAAUGAGAAAAUAAAGUACACUUUGUUUCAAACACAUUUUACUA
This is a messenger RNA of Scleropages formosus (Asian bonytongue), 1344 nucleotides long. RefSeq names its product 40S ribosomal protein S27-like. The coding region runs from base 370 to 699 and encodes 109 amino acids. Gene Ontology annotation, biological process: translation. Gene Ontology annotation, cellular component: ribosome. The record is from RefSeq and is a predicted model, not a curated record. Gene Ontology annotation, molecular function: structural constituent of ribosome. Lineage: Eukaryota; Metazoa; Chordata; Actinopteri; Osteoglossiformes; Osteoglossidae. The transcript is spliced from 6 exons.